Molecule: messenger RNA, 4459 nt
Organism: Magallana angulata
Lineage: Eukaryota; Metazoa; Mollusca; Bivalvia; Ostreida; Ostreidae
Product: guanylate cyclase 32E-like
Exons: 20
Coding region: 610-4260 (1216 amino acids)
Biological process (GO): protein phosphorylation; receptor guanylyl cyclase signaling pathway; intracellular signal transduction
Molecular function (GO): peptide receptor activity; protein kinase activity; guanylate cyclase activity
Source: RefSeq, a predicted model, not a curated record
GCAAUGACCAGACGUUUGAAUAUAUGAUUCAACAUAAUACCAAGGUGUAAAAACAAUUGAUUUCACUCGCUACACAGAGAGAACAGCUAUUAGAGAGAGGAGUUAGAGCAAGGAUUGUCGCUCAGAAGGAACCUCCACGCGUGUGUUCGUCAGAUACUUCAAAACGCUGGAUAGCAAUCGCAGCCAUAACUCGCCCUAUCUCCUAAUGACUGGACCUUACUUGACUGUGGUCAGUAACAAAUUUUAAUGGGAGCAAGGAUAAAUCACCGAUAACAACCCCAUUUAAAUGACACCUCUUGAAAAUUGUGUAUUUACACACACUUUCUCGGUGGUUCGCUAAUUUCUCUUUGGGAUUACUUUGAUUUUGAAACCCAAGAUGUGUUUAUCAAGCGAGCGUGUUGAAAUGAGCAAAUAUAGUCUCUAUUGAGGAACACAAUGGUACCAAUCAACGAUUAUACAUUUUGGAUUUACAGAGCUAUUUAAACUUUAAUGAUCAAUGUUAUUGGCAAAAAUAUUUGCAUAAAUAUAAAAGUAAGAACUUGAGUUUCUAGAUAUGCCAGAGAACUGUUGAUGGAUGUCGUGUGUAGGAUAUCUAAUUGACUGUUUCCCAUGAGGAGCCUAAAUCUGUGCUGGUUUUGGGCGAGUGUUAGUGUUUUGUGUAGUCCCGUCUCUGUUUCUAAUAUAACAGAACCGCUGAAGGUCUCAUUCCUGGCAUCACGUAAGUACUACGGCGGAAUUCUGUACGGAGGGGCCUUUUACCGGGCCAUUGACGACAUCAACAAGGAUGAUAAGCUGCUACCUGGAUAUGUCUUGGAGCCCAUGUUUGCCGAUACACAUUCGGACACUCUGGAAACGGUCGAGUAUAUGACCAAGCAUAAGACCAAUGGCACCCUGGGUUUCAUCGGACCGGAGGGAGCCUGUGGAAUAGCGGCCACUAACGCCGCCGCCUGGAAUAUGCCCAUGGUGGUUUACAGAUGCCACGACUCAGAGUUGUCAGAAGACCCGCAACUAGAGAGACGAAUUCGAAAAACAUUUGUAAGAACCCAGCCUUCAACAUCCAAAGUAUCAAAGUCCAUAACCUCACUACUGCUGCAUUUCAAUUGGCGCAAGGUCAGCCUCGUUCUGGGAAAUCGUACUGUAUGGAACCAGACUGCAGAGUAUCUCAUAUCUCUUCUGAAAAAGAACAGCAUCGAGAUCCGCCAACAAGAAAUGUUCCAGGAACCGUAUACUCCUAGUUUGGAUAUGUCAAAAAUAGUUUUAAACACCGUAAUGUCAACAAGAAUCUACGUGUUCCUGGGUGAUUACCAUGCUCUGAUAGAGUUUGUGCGAAGUUUGGACAAACAACCCAAAAAUAACGGGGACUAUGUUGUCAUCACAGUUCUUGAUGAACAGCCCACGUCAAAAUUAAAACACUUUUUAAAAACGCCAUACGAACAGGAACUUAAGGACGAACACUGGAUGGCCUUUCGCAACGUUUUAGUAAUAUCCCCUAGGUCCCCCAGUAACCCAGAUUGGGAAAAAUUUAUCGACGAUGUGCGAAUUCGCAAUAUGGAACCACCCAUCAGUCUGCCACGACCUCCAAUAUCAUUGAUAAACAUAACGUUUCAGCAAGUUGUGCCGAUCCACGCAGCCCAUCUCUAUGAUGCAGUGAUGGUUUUUGCCCGCGCACUAAACGCAACCAUCUUUAGCAGUGAGGGUAACUUCAGAAACGGCAGAGAGCUUGUCGCAAAAAUUCAAAGAACAUCCUUCAAGAGUAUCCAAGGUUUCGAUGUGUAUGUGGACGAAACGGGAGAUGCUGAGGGGAACUACUCUCUUUUGACCUUGACAAGGCCAUCCAAAGGUCAACCCUAUCUUGGGCCAGUCGGCUGUUUCAAUAGAAACUUCAGUGACUCAGGCGUGCCUGAGUUUGUUCUAAAUAAAGAAAUAGACUGGACAUCGGGAGAAGUGCCCAAGGAUGAGCCGACGUGUGGCUUCAACGAGGAGAAAUGUCAAUACGAACCUGACUGGAAGCUAGCCACCCUAUGCAGCGUGAUCGCGGCAGUAAUCUGUGUAGUAGGAACCGUGUUCGUCUGCAGACACUACCUUUAUGAACAAAAAAUAGCACGCCUUUCUUGGAAGCUUGAAUACAAAGACCUUAUGUUUGUGGACAACGUUGAAGAAAUAAUAUCUCCCGCCAAACGGAAGAGGAAGUCUCACACGUCCUGGCGAUUUCUGAUCGAUGGCAACGAUUCUGGACGAUCAACACUACUCGGCAGUACAAAAUCGGAGUCGGGGACACUUCUAGGUCCCCAGAAACUGGACAAGAAGUCGAGUCUGCGCGCGUCAAUGGUUGCCCCGCCGGUCAAAGUAGGCUCCUACAAGGGAACCAUUGUCUCCGUGAAAAUACUCAUCAAAAAGAACCUGGACAUCAACCGAUCGCUGAAGAAACAGUUGUACAUCAGGAAGGAGAUGACGCAUGACAACAUCAACAGAUUUAUCGGAAUGAGUGUCGAAUCCCCGCAUCUAUAUAUAGUAACACAAUACUGUGCCAGGGGCAGUCUCAAGGAUAUCCUAAAAAACGAAGACCUGCAUCUGGAUGACAUGUUUAUUGCAUCACUCGUCGCCGAUUUAGUCAAGGGAAUGAUAUUCAUUCACGAAAGUGAGAUUGGUUUCCAUGGGAACUUGAAAUCCUCUACAUGUCUAGUUGACAGCCGAUGGGUCCUGCAGAUUGCGGAUUUUGGACUUCAGCAGCUGGUCAACAAAGACAACAGCCCCAAACCAGAAAACGAAAGUUAUUAUGAUGAGUUGUUGUGGACUGCACCUGAACUGCUCAGAUCAAAAAAUACUCAGCCCCAGGGAACCCAAAAGGGAGACACAUACUCAUUUGCCAUUAUAUUGUAUGAAAUUCACGGCCAAGAUGGACCCUGGGGAAAAACAAAGUACUCAUCAGCAGAAAUUAUCCAUCGUGUGACGUCAGUAGCAGAAGACGUCCCAUUCCGUCCUGACGUAAGCAAGCUGUCGUGUGAAGCAUUCAUCAAGCAGUGCAUUACUGAGUGUUGGCACGAAAGUCACGAGUACCGGCCAGACUUUAAGUACAUCAGAUACCGCCUCAAACCUAUGCAGCAAGGACUCAAACCAAACAUAUUUGAUAACAUGCUUGCGAUCAUGGAGAAGUACGCAAACAAUCUGGAAGCUCUUGUUGCAGAGAGAACAGAACAGCUGUCGGAAGAAAAACAGAUGACAGAAAAUCUCCUGUACAGAAUGUUACCAAGACCAAUUGCUAACAAGCUGAAGAGGGGCCAGUACGUUAACCCGGAGAGUUACGACUGUGUGACCAUGUACUUCAGUGAUAUUGUGGGCUUCACCGCUCUGUCGGCAGAGAGCACACCUAUGCAGGUAAUUGACAUGCUGAACGAACUGUACACAUGCUUCGACUCUAUUAUUGCCCAUUAUGACGUUUACAAAGUGGAAACCAUUGGAGAUGCAUAUUUGGUUGUCAGCGGACUCCCUAUACGAAACGGAGACAACCAUGCAGGCGAAAUAGCCUCGAUGUCACUCAAACUCUUGUCCGCCAUAUUGUCCUUCAAAAUCAAACAUAGGCCCGAUGAUACACUGAAGUUACGCAUCGGUAUUCAUUCAGGUCCCGUAGUAGCAGGAGUAGUCGGUCUGCGCAUGCCCCGCUUCACAUUAUUUGGAGACACGGUGAAUACAGCAUCUCGAAUGGAGACCAAUGGAUUGCCUCUCAAGAUUCACUGUAGCAGUCAAUUCAAGGCAAUUCUAGAUAAGUUGGGAGGAUAUACUCUCUCAGAGAGGGGAUAUGUCAGCAUGAAGGGCAAAGGAGACCAGUUUACAUACUUUCUAGAAUCGGAGGACGAGUCAUAUCGGAAAAGGCGGUUAGAUUCACUGAGUAGGAUUCAAAGGGAGUACAGUAUCUCCCAAAAGUCGGACGGAACAGUUAGCGGUUGUCGCAAAUGUAGCGCACAACUGAGCGAAAAUGAAUCUAUUAACAGCAUAUCCGAAAAGUGUAACGGUUUCUCGGACUAUUGUAGUGACUGCCUCCGGAACAGUAUGCCAAAGUUUGUGUCGGAACAAAAUACGAAGUGCAAUAGUGGUGCUUAUGAAGACGAUUUUCGGCAAAACCUAGAAAAUAAUAAUACUCGAUCUCAUUCCAAUACCUGCGGAUUUUGGCGAGAAAACGAAGUCCGAAUUCCCCUAAUGAACGGUAGUGAUGAAUUAGGUUUCUAUGGACCGGAAGGGUUAGCUGAUGAAAGUGUGUUAUAGUUCAUUAUUUUCAAAUAAUGAGUUGAUGUCUAUCCAUUUUCAAUUCAUUUUUCAAAACUUACUUGCAUAUCUAUGUGUUAUAUGUAUUGUAUUUGUUUUGUGAACUAACCAAAUGUUAAAACGAGAAGUGUGAGAGUUUUACCUCUACAUGUAAAUACUUAAAAUGUCUGUGAUAAAUACAAAUAUAGUAAAAAGAAUG